CUUGGAUUAAUAAAUUUUGGCCUACCGGCUCAUACAAAAAAAAAAAACGUCUGACCUCCGGUUGUCCGCACAUACAAACAAAGCAGUUACCAUAAUUCCCCCUCAUCUUCACAGUCACUUAUACUUGCAUGCCCAUAUUGUCUUUGCAUAUUACGCAUCCUCACGAGCUUUUGCCUAAUGCAGGAACGGGAUAAAUUAUCCGCCUCUUAGCUACUGUUGGUCGUUGAUGAGCAUAUUUAAAGGGUAAAAACAAACAUGACAGCUUCUGACCUUCGACAUGCUACGUCGCACUACGCCAUCCGUAUCCCGGGUCAAGCGCCGGUGGACCUGUCGAAGCAUACUUUGAUCGACAAGAACCACAAAGAACAUCAUAUUUACUUUAACACCUCCGGCUUCCACAACCAUCUGAUCCACCAUUACUUGGCAGCCUACUCUUUGGGCUCCGACAUGAACCGAUUGCAAGAUAUCUUUUAUGCCCAUGCAUCAUACCAACGACCCAUGCCACCUUCAGUCCGAACAUUAACUCGAGAAAACUAUCACCAGGAGCUCUGCAACCGUGAGGCGUAUACGAGCUAUUUGAAUCUGUUCAAGGAGGAAAUCAAAUCCCAUGGAGUCGUCGAAACGGUUCGGUAUUGGAUGUUCAAGGACAAGAUGGUAGCUCAGAUGCUCGGCGGUGCUUAUCAUCCGUUGAUCCAUUUGGGCUAUGGGUUGGAAUUCGACUUGCCAGAUAUUGUAGCGGAGGCGUUUGCCAUGGGCGCUUGUACAGAGCCUUACCCAGAACCAGUGAUGGAGUACUUGACUGACCAACUAGAAGAAGGACCCCCAGAUCUGGUCAACGGCACAAAAACGAUCAUGGACCUUCUUAAUGCCGUUUAUAAAGACCCGGAACUUGAAGGUGUGGUUAAGUUUACUGACGAAUUAAAAUCAUCGUCAGUGCUUCAAAGUCCCAAGGCUGUAGCCAAGUUAAGCGAAUAUGCUAGUCAAUGGCACAUUAAAGAUAUCGAGUCUGCCAUUCAAGAGCUAUUAGUUGGUUGCAUUUUGCUAUUUACUACCUCGGGUAUCCGCAAAGAAGGGAUCAAAUUGGACUUUUUCUUGGCGCAUGCCGUUACUUCUGCCCAUGCAGUUUAUACAGUAUUGCCAUACCUGACGCCAAUCCAGGCAGAGCUUUUACUUCGUGGCCAUCUUACCGAGAGCCUGAUGUAUUACUUGGCACGUGGUCGUCCAAGCCUCCAAUUGGAUUUGCUGUUGGAUUACAAGUCACCACAAGCCGUGGUUCGUGCAAUCGCUCUUGCUCAAACUGUUUAUGGUAACCCGUCGAACAAUGCGAUCUUGCUCAAAGCAGCACAAGUAACCGUGGAUAUUGCUGGGAAAAGCGCUGCUGCUGACGUGGCUUUUAACUUCGCUGGUAUUGGUUUUGAAGAAGCUUGGGAACAACAGUAGGAGUAGAGACCAAUUACGUCAUAAUGUUUGAGAAGCAAGAAUUCCGAUUGAUUUGCUAUUUACUUACUUGAUAAUAAAAAAAAUAAAAUGAAAAUCUAACCACUGAUGCAGUUUUCCUUGUAGGAUAUCGGAGGUGUCAGCAACUUUGACGUUUACACUUAUAGCAACAUUGUUACUGUCUCCUGUGGUGAUACUAAAGAGAGCGCCACAGUAGCUAGUUGUAUCAUACACAGACAAUAAUGCUUUCAAAAAUGCAUCAGCAACUUUAUUUCAUUACAGAGUAUUGUAAAG
Molecule: messenger RNA, 1731 nt
Organism: Zychaea mexicana
Lineage: Eukaryota; Fungi; Mucoromycota; Mucoromycetes; Mucorales; Lichtheimiaceae
Exons: 5
Coding region: 256-1440 (394 amino acids)
Molecular function (GO): oxidoreductase activity
Source: RefSeq, a predicted model, not a curated record